Messenger RNA from Penicillium lagena, 2142 nucleotides. RefSeq names its product putative C6 transcription factor (OTam). Gene Ontology annotation, molecular function: zinc ion binding; DNA-binding transcription factor activity, RNA polymerase II-specific; DNA binding. Gene Ontology annotation, cellular component: nucleus. NCBI's taxonomy places the organism in Eukaryota, Fungi, Ascomycota, Eurotiomycetes, Eurotiales, Aspergillaceae. Gene Ontology annotation, biological process: DNA-templated transcription. The transcript has a single exon. Bases 1 to 2142 code for a protein of 713 amino acids. The record is from RefSeq and is a predicted model, not a curated record.
AUGGCCACAGUUAUCACCAUCCAGCCUUCCUCGACGGCUGGUCCAGCGGCCUCAACGGCCUACCCUCAAAACCACCAUUCUCCCCCCGACCAUCUCCGCCGCUCUCGGCCCCAGACGGCCGCCUCGCCCUCGACUCUAUCGCCCUCCCCCAGCUCGGUCCACUCGACUCUCUCCCGUGCUCCGGGUCGGGAUGGAGCCAGCUGCGACGCCUGUCUUCGGAGAAGGAGCAGGUGUGCUAUGAAUGAAAUGGUCAACAAAUGCUACUCGUGCGACUUUCAUCGGCAGGACUGCACUUUUCAUCUCUCCGCCGUCCCGCCCGCGGAUGUCCCGCCCAAGAAGCGGAAACUGGACGAUUCCUCCGCUCGAGAGCAUGUGGAUUCCGUGAAACGUUCAUCGACUGUUCAAUCGGCUCAUUACGCACACUCCACCCACGAGACUCCUCCGCUCCGGAGCACCCACAACAUGAUUCGCCCUGGGUUCUUCAACCUCUCGACACAAUCCAUUGGGAUGACUACGGAAUUGGAACCCGCACUACUCGACUACCUUCCGCUAGAUGAGCACGACGAGUGCACAGUUUCAACAUCCCGGGUGCGCCGGUGUGCCGACGACGGCACUUUCAUGCGUGUUAUUGAUACUGUUCCUAUCGGUGACUCGCAGGCCGUGUCACUCGAUGCUAUCGAGAGCCUGGUCGCACCAUACGGUGCAACCCUGAUUGAGAAGUUUUUUGAUCAUGUACACCCUUCGUUCCCCAUCCUGAUGGAAGAAGCGUUCCGUCAAUCGUACCGAGAACGGCGAGGACUGUCGCCUUUACUUCUCUCAGCAGUCUAUGUUUUAACUCUCAAGUUCGUCGAUGUGGGAGCGGCCUCGCAGACUGUACGACGACCCGAUGCGGCUAGGUUGGAGAGCACGGCAAUGAAACUGCUGAUGGACUCUCUCCCAUCUCCAAGCAUUUCUACUAUCCAAGCAGGUCUGCUCUUGACCCAAAAAUCCACUUUGGCCACUUCCUCUCUCAACGGCCAGAUGGUCACAGCCGGCUUCGAGCUCGGUCUGCACCAGGACUGCUCGAACUGGCGUAUGGAGACUUGGGAGAAAGGUUUGCGGAGACGGCUCGCAUGGGCGCUGUACAUGCAGGACAAGUGGUCCUCGCUUGUCCAUGGCCGUCCUUCUCAUAUCUUUGCCUUCAACUGGACUGUCAAAGAUCUUGUGGAGGAGGAUUUCUCGGAUGCAUUUGCUUCUGGCACCGACUCUGCCCAUGACGAAGCAGCCGUUGGACACGGGCCCCUUCUCUUCUGCCACAUGGUUGCCCUAACCACGAUUUUGUCGGAUGUUCUGGAUCGAUUUUACACCCUGAAGGCCAUUGAUGACUUCAAGGCGGCUGGGAAGCAACGUACGCGCCUAAUCCUCGACAAGGCCAAGCCUGCACAGAUCCGCUUAAAGGAGUGGUUCUCAUCCUUGCCGGCAGCAUUGAAAAUGGAGUCGUCCUCCGGAGAGCUUGUCGAAACCAUUACCGAUGAACACGCCCGCAAUGGUGCUCUGCACUUGGCCUACUUCGCCACGGAGAUCACCCUUCAUCGAUACAUCGUGCGCUCCCUCUCCGAAGACGGAACGGACUCGUAUCUGGCUCACAUUUGCCGCUCGGCUGCGAAGACGCGUCUCAUCUCUGCCAUGGAUUUUGUGAACAGACUGCGGCCCGCUCACCUACGAUCGUUCUGGCCUGCCUCCGCACGCACGAACUUCUCUCUCAUCGGCUCCUUUGGAAUGCUGCUGCGCAUCACUGCCCCGAGCAAGGAAGAGGCUGAAUUCUAUCGGGUCCGGCUUUGUGAGUAUCGCUGGACUCUGAGCGUCAGCCACAAGAAUGCCGAGUUCAUGAGCUUCGCGCUUGAGAGCCUUGACAACGCCUCCGCUCUGGAUAAACACGUGCCCGCUAAGCCUGGCGUCGAGGAGCUGAUGGCCAACUCGGCAAAGUCUGCCCCUCGGUUACCCGUUACAAGUGUUGUCUCGUACGAUGACUCAAUGAUGGAUGCUGACGGCACCCUCGGUGGUACAGCUGCUUCAUCGUCUGUCAUGUCGGGGCUUGCUUCUCCGGCAACCUCUGUUAGUGAUGGAGAAGAAGAGCACGAUAUGUCUAUGCCUCCUCUUUGA